This is a messenger RNA of Mercenaria mercenaria, 714 nucleotides long. RefSeq lists its product as uncharacterized. The coding region runs from base 1 to 714 and encodes 237 amino acids. Gene Ontology annotation, cellular component: membrane. Lineage: Eukaryota; Metazoa; Mollusca; Bivalvia; Venerida; Veneridae. The record is from RefSeq and is a predicted model, not a curated record. The transcript has a single exon.
AUGGUAACGCUGUUCCCCAUUAAAGCGAAGCUAAAGAUGACACCUCAAAAUGCAGUUCUUGCCUCAGUUGCUGUAGUAAUGUUCGCUGCAUUUCUCAACGGACAUUUGCUUUACGCUAAUGUCCUAACUGAUAUAAAUAUUAACAGAACAGUGAUCAACGAAACAAAGUGGAAAGUUGUGAAAUCUUGCGUUCUACGACCAGGUAAAUACACCGAUUUCUACAACGCUACAUGGGGCAUCAUUCUUGUUAUAACUAGCUCAGUGGUACCCAUAAGCCUUAUCGUGACCGGAAACGCAAUAGUUGGAAUUUCUUUGAUUAAACGCAAACGAGCACUUCUGGGUAUCGCACAGACAGACCGGAAAAGUAGUAACCUUCCUCAUCAGCAGUCUCGAAAAGUGUUUAGUACAAAGAUAUUCUUUAUCUUAUGUGCUGUCUUCGUCGUCUCAACCGUGCCUUACGGUAUAUACAUAAUAUUACUCGAGUACAAUAAAGAAGUUGACGAACAUACAUUUGCAAGGUACCAGUUGACAAAUAUCCUAGUAAGGAGCCUGCUGUGGUGUAACUUCAGCUUCAACUUUCUCCUUUACUUCAUGGCUGGGUCGUUGUUCAAGAAGGAAUUCAAAACUAUGAUUGACAGUGUACGUGGAUUCUUACAGUCACUCAUAGGGAGACGCUCGGCCAGUCCAUGGACAGGAACUGAAGAACGUUACUAA